AAAGCCUUACUGUUUGUGUGUGUUGGCCUAAGUAGGCACAGGCAUCACGUGCUGACAAACCAGAUACAGUCAACAUUCACGCACUGACAUAUACCAAAGUCACACAAAGUUAGGUGGCAAAACGAAGUGCCCAGUAUGAACCUGAGUGCCAUAGUCAGGAGUCUGCGCAAAAACUUAGGGCUCGACCCCUCGAGUGCCACGAAGCAGCAGCCAGCCAAGUCUGAGCAAUGUCGAAACUCUACUUCCGCGUGCAGUUCCAAAUCCCCUUCGAAUUUCCCCAGCGAGGACGAACUCGAAAACACUUUUGGUGAAGAUCGCCUGCUCCUUUCAGUUUGCAAGCUCAAUCAGCGCCGUCAUCCCUUCAAAAAGAUGAUCGAGCAGAUCCUCUAUCAGGUCAGUGAGCUGCAGCACACGUUCUACGAGGAUCAGAGGCAGGAAUUCAAGCUGCGCUUGGCCCUAGAGCGACAAUCAGACAGAAUACAGGAGCUCUACUUCUCCCUGGACACAGAGAAGCAGCGCAAUAGCCGACUGGUGCAGCUGCUCCGCGGCAUGGAAACCUCGGGCGAGAGCGACUCGGAGGAGAGGACGCCAAGUGGGUACCAUGUGAAGUCCAUUGGAAAUCUAUAUGAGUCUAUUAGUCCACUGCUCAUGCAACAACGCUAUGAUGAGCUUUCUGUUUCUCAUCGCCAGAGUCGCCGACAGCUUGCCAGAAAGGAAAAGGACCAUAGACUUCUUAAAUGCGAGACGGAGCAACUUCAAGCCAAAUACGACCAUCUCUUCGAUGAGUACCGCAACGAGCAGCGACGCGUCGAGACGCUCUGUUCCCGGUUCAUGCAAAUUCACUCAAUAAAAAAGAAGCAGAUUCACAAUCUCAAGAAAUCAUUGGGCCAUGCCAGCGACUGCAUCUACCAUGCCCAAGUGGCUAUCGAGGAUUUUUCCCAGCGGAAAGGUUCGUGUAUUGCUAUUGAACCCUUUCAUAACUUUCAAAAUACUCUGGACAACUUUGUGGACUCAUUUCGGAACUGUGACUGUGAGCGAGAAAAAGAUAAAGAACAGGAGUUGCCCCUCGGACCUUAACUCUGGAAUGGGCCGGGAAAAAAUAGUGAAGCACCGUCAUUCUCAAACCGAAAAUAUCGCAUAUCCUACAGGCUUGAAAUUGUUGUUAGGCGUUAAUCCCUUAGUGUUGGGUUAAU
Drosophila subobscura is the source of this 1193-nucleotide messenger RNA. RefSeq lists its product as uncharacterized. Lineage: Eukaryota; Metazoa; Arthropoda; Insecta; Diptera; Drosophilidae. Bases 136 to 1077 code for a protein of 313 amino acids. The record is from RefSeq and is a predicted model, not a curated record. The transcript is spliced from 2 exons.